UAAAAGGAUGCUGAGCGGGUGGAGGGGGCACUGGAAUUGUAGAGGGGGACGCCAAGAAAGUGAAUAGAGUGAGAGGAAACCACUGAAGAAGAAAAUGUGGCUAUCAGGAAGGUUUUUAGAAUAUGCUGCUUGAAGUUAUACCUGUGUUUAUAUGACAUUAAGACUUCCUUUCACCUCAAUAAUGCCAUAAAACUGAAAAAAUAAGUGCGCUGAGUCGGGAGGGAAACAGUAACCAUGGAACUCGCGUGGUUGCCCGUCCGCUAGAGUUAGGGGACCCCUUCACACAAAGACCUUUUACAUCAACUUAAUGUUUAAAAUAAAAAGCUUUUAAUAAGUCUGCUCAUCUAAUUUUACCUUAUAACUUUCAUUUCAGCCUCUAUUUAAGUAGAUAACAGAUUGGAAUUAUGAAGUAGGUGGCUACUAAAAGUUGUUGGACUAAAAAUUUGCAGCUGAAAACAGUGAGAAGAGUCAGAAUUACUAACUCAAUAUACCCUGACAGUGUCCUAAAAACCUCAGUAUUCCCUGACAGAAUAAUUGACAUUAGUCCAAAUCAAAAGGAUCAAAUUAUAUUUAAAAUAUUCUGUUCUACAAAACAGAUAUACUAUUUUAAAAAUUAUAAAUUUUAGUGUGCUUAAGAUGGUAAGUGUAGCUAUAUCUGGAACAUUCUCUUAUGUGAAGUGCUUUAUUUACCAGUAAUUACUGACAAAAGCAUUAUUGUUCAUUGCUGGAAUAUAUUGUUUCACAUUAAAAAAAAUACUUUGGAUAUUUUAAUAGACUUUUUUGAGCACUUUUAAGUUUUUAGAAAGAUUGCACAUAAGCAGAGUUCCCAUAUACCCUUUCUCCCCACCCCCAGAGUUUCUGCUAUUAUUAACAUUUUGUAUUAGUCUGGUGCCUUUGAUUUGUUAUAUUUGAUUAUGAACCAGAAUUGAUACAUUAUUACUAAGUCCACAGUUUAGAUUGUUUCAUUUUUUAACUGAUUACAGUAUACAAAAGAGUUUCACUUCACUGCCCUAAAAAUACCCUCUGCUUUACACACUCAUCACUACCACCCCCUUUUUCCCAAGCACCUGGCAACUACCGAUCUUUUCACUGUCUCUGUAGUUGGAGUCAUACAAUAUGUUGCCUUUUUGGACUGCCUUCUUUCACUUAUUUAGCAUAUGCAUUUAAAUUCUCCAUGUCUUUUCAUCGUUUGAUCAUUUAUUUUUAUCACUGAAGAAUAAUCAGUUGUCUGGAUGUACCAAAGUUUAUCCAUCCACCUACUGAAGGAUGUCUUGGUUCCUUCCAAAUUUAGCAAUCAUGAAUAAAACUGCUGUAAACAUUCAUGUGCGGGUCUUUUUUUGUUUUUUGGCCAUGUUUGUAACUCGUUUGGAUAAAUACCUGGGAGUGUGAUUGAUGGAUCAUACGGUAAGCUUGUGUUUAGAUGUCUAAGAAACUGCCAGCCUGCCCUGCCGUGACUGUACCGUGGUGCGCUUCCACCAGCGAUGGAUGAGAGUUCCUGUUGUCCCACAUCCUCAUCAGCGUUUGGGGUAGUCCGUGAUUCGAGUUUUUGCCAUUCUAAUAGGUUGUCUUUUGCAGAGCAGAAGCUUUUCAUUUUAAUAAAGUUCAACUUGCCACUUUUUUCGUGGAUUAUACUUUUGCUAAGGAGACAGCUGUCCCAGGAGAAGCACCUCAGGGAAUCUCUUGAGAAAUCUGGAUCAGCCUUGCUACUCAGAAUACAAGAAAUGGAAUCAACAGUGGAGGUGGAACGGAAACAGGUGCACAUUUUGCAGGAGAACUGCAUUGCCCUACGCAGUUCUAUUCAGGCCACCCAAGAACUACUGGCCCAGGAGCAGCAGCAGAAAGGAGCGUUGGAGACGGCUUCCUCACAGCUCAAGUCUGACCUCGUUUCUAGAGAUGACAUCAUUUCCAAGUUGGUUGAAGAAAAUAAGAAUAUACAGAUGUCUUUCAAUAAGGAACAUGAAGGAAAUGCAUAUUUGAGGUCUGAAAUAGUAUCUCUUCAUGAAGCAUCAGAAAAAGCACAGAUUUUGAAUGACCAACUGACCAGAAAGUGUUCAGAAUUGAGCAACAUGCUUCAGACUGUUAAAAUGGAAAAUACCAGAAUCAUUGCUGACCACCAAGCCAUUCUGCAGGAGGAACAGAAAAUGAUGACACAGACAUUUCAAGAACAAAACUUACUGCUGGAUGCAGCCCAUGCCAGUAUCACAAGUGAGCUACAGACUGUGCAGAAUGAAAAAACACAACUCCAAGUGCACCUGGACCAUUUAAUCCUUGAGCAUAACCAGUGUAUCCAGAAAGCAGAAGAGGCUGAGAAGAGGGCAACCGUCCAGAAAGAGCUGCUGGAAUCCACUAUUGCAAGAUUGCGAGCUGACCUGGAAGCGUCAGUGCAAGAGAAGAAGUCUCUACAGGAGGAGAAAGACAGACUUCAGAAAGAGGUUAAUAAAACAGAGAAAGAAGUAGCAGAGGAAAAAUGCAACUUGGAAAAAGAAUUAUCUAAAAGCAAGGUAGACAUAAAUGCAUUAACCUGCAACGUGCAGACUCUAGAGGAAAAGAAUAAGCAACUGACAGAUAAGAUUGCUUCCCUAGAACUUGAGCAAGCAUCUUCUGAUUACCAUUGGCUUGCCCAACAACAGGUGGAAAACGUCUUGGGAAAAAUUACUGACAGUAAAAAUAAACUGGCCUAUGAAAAGGGAAAACUUCAGACAAAAGUUAAGCAGCUAGAAGAACAACUGCAUUCUCUUACUGAAACCAGUUCACAGAAUGACCAUCUACGCAAGUUGAAUAAGGCACUAGAAGGCAAAUAUGCUCAGGUGAAAUCCCUUCUCGAAAAGAAUGAAGAGGAGCUUUCACAAGCAGUGAAGGGUCGUGAUGCAGCCCUGAAAGAGAGUCAGAAGUUGAAAGGGGACCUUGAAACUCUGGAGGACAGGGAGAACAAGAAGGUGGGAAACUUUCAGCGACAACUGGCGGAAGCCAAAGAAGACAACUGCAAAGUGACAAUCAUGUUAGAGAAUGUGUUGGCUUCUCACAGUAAGAUGCAAGGUGCUCUGGAAAAAGUGCAAAUAGAGCUUGGCCGGAGGGAUUCAGAGAUUGCAGGCCUCAAGAAAGAAAGGGCCCUAAAUCAGCAGCGGGUACAGAAGCUGGAAGCAGAAGUGGACCAGUGGCAGGCCAGAAUGCUUGUCGUGGAUGCCCAGCACAACAGUGAGAUGGAACCUCUACAAAAAGCUCUAGAUGUAGCUAGAGAAGACAACAGGAAACUGGCUAUGAGCUUGGAACAAGCUCUCCAGACAAAUAAUCACCUACAAACAAAGCUUGAUCAUGUUCAAGAGAAACUGGAAAACAAAGAACUUGAGCGACAGAAUUUGGAAACCUUUAAAGAACGGAUGAGUGAAGAAUCCAAAAUAGAAGCAGAAUUGCAUGCUGAACGCAUAGAUGCUCUAAGAAAGCAGUUUCAAAUUGAGAGAGAAACUGCCAAGAAAGCAGCACAGCGGGAAGUGACUGAGAUGAAGAAAGCCCUUGAGGAAGCCAACUUCAGAUCAGUGGAAGUGUCCCGGAUGAACCGCGAGCUGCGGCAGAAACUUACGGAGCUGGAGAAGCUCCUCAACAGCAGCAAGGAGAAAAUAAAGAACCAGAGGGCCCAGAUUAAGCUCCACUUGUCGGCCAAGGCGAAUAACGCUCAGAACGUGGAGAGGAUGAAGCAAAUAGAAACAGAACUGAGGCAGAUGGAGCUAAUUAAGGAUCAGUAUCAGAGGAAGAACUAUGAACAGUCACUGAGUAUCCAGAAAUUUGUGUCUGAAAUGACUAACCUGCAGAAGGAGAUGCAGCUGUUGGCCAGGAGCCAGUAUGAUACCUCAGCACGGAAUAAGCAGCAAGAGCUGCGCCUGGAGUCUGAGCGGAAGCUGAGGCAGGAGCUGGAGAGUCGGUGCCAGGAAUUGGAAGAAACUAUCAGACACCUAAAGAAAUGUAAAGAGGCGACAGAGAAUAAGCUGAAAGAAGCCAGUGUGGAAUCAGAGCAGAUAACAGCUAACCUGGAAGAAGCUCACCGCUGGUUUAAGUGCAGGUUUGACGGUCUACAACUUGAGCUGACCAAAAACCGGUUGCAGAGGCUUCCCCGGGAAGACAGGUGGCAGGAAGAGCAGGACCAAGAUAAAAGGCACAACAGCACAUCAAACCAGUCUGCUCUGCAUCGAUGGGAGAGUAAGCAGAAUAGACUUGUGCCCAAGAAGUGCCACUCUGGACUAGAGAGAAAGUGAUGUCCUUGACAGAGCAGCUUCUUCAACUUAGAACAGCUUCAUCACCCUGAUUGCCUGAGCCCAGCAACUAGGGCUGGCCUGUUUCCACAGUCAUCAGAACAUGAAGUCUUUGAUGUGGGCUGAGGAUUUUGGACCUAAGUUUAUCCUUUUAUGAAUUCUAUGAUAUCAGUUCAGAACCAUCCCAUCUUUUUUGUCCCUUUCCGUAUUUUCCACCCAAUAAAUUUAUAUUCACGUGUUU
Molecule: messenger RNA, 4485 nt
Organism: Cervus elaphus (red deer)
Lineage: Eukaryota; Metazoa; Chordata; Mammalia; Artiodactyla; Cervidae
Gene: CCDC150
Product: coiled-coil domain containing 150
Exons: 24
Coding region: 1482-4247 (921 amino acids)
Source: RefSeq, a predicted model, not a curated record